This is a messenger RNA of Impatiens glandulifera, 2722 nucleotides long. RefSeq names its product disease resistance protein RPM1-like. Lineage: Eukaryota; Viridiplantae; Streptophyta; Magnoliopsida; Ericales; Balsaminaceae. The transcript has a single exon. Gene Ontology annotation, molecular function: ADP binding. Bases 23 to 2722 code for a protein of 899 amino acids. The record is from RefSeq and is a predicted model, not a curated record. Gene Ontology annotation, biological process: defense response to other organism.
GAAUACAACAACAGGGAGCAAAAUGACAACUAUAGCAGUUGAGGCGGCGUUGAAAAUGCUGGUUACCUUUCUUGCAAAUGAAGCUCAAUCAAUGGCCGAUGUUCGCCUAAGAGUGAGUAAUUUGAAGGAUGAUUUGGAUUACAUGAAUUCUUCCCUGCAGAUUGCGGAAUCAAUAAAUGAAAAAGACGGCGGGCUGAAGACAUGGGUGAAGCAAGUCAGAGACGUGGCUUAUGAGACUGAAGACGUUGUGGAAGAGUUCCUGCUUCUUUUGACCCCACCAUCUCAUCACUUCCUAAGAACAUGGCUCUUUCAUCUGCAAGGUCUGAGAACAAGGCACCUCUUAUCUGAUAAGAUAAAACUCAUUCACUUGAAGAUGAAAGGAAUCAAAGAAAGAAGAGAGACCUUUUCUCUUCCGAGUACACAAGUUGAAUUAGGAGGUAUGCACCUUAGACUUGAUGCUCUAUUUAUUGAUGAUACUGCUGUUGUGGGAAUUGUUAAUUCUAAAAGCCAAUUGAUUUCAUUGCUUAACGAGGGAGAUAAGAAUCUACUUAUAGUCACCGUGGUAGGGAUGGGAGGCGUUGGAAAGACCACUCUUGUGAGGAAAGUCUACGAGAGUCGAGAGGUUAAGGGCAACUUUGAUUGUCAAGCUUGGAUUACUGUUUCCCAGUCAUUUACUACCUUGGAACUUCUUCGAGCUUCCUUGAAGAGCUUUAAAGAAACAAAAAAUGAAGAAGUAGACAAGAUGGACAUGAUUCAAUUGAUCGAUACAUUGAAGAAUUAUCUGCAACAAAAGAGGUACAUUAUCGUGUUUGAUGAUAUUUGGAGGGUUGAGGCGUGGAAUCAUGUUAGAUAUGCAUUUCCUUGCUGUUCGUGUGGGAGUAGGAUCAUCUUCACUACACGUAACGGAGACAUAGCCUCGUUAACCGAAACCAAUAAUCACAUGUUCAAUCUCAAUCCUUUGUCUGUCGAAGAGUCUUGGACUCUUUUCUGCAUGAAGGCUUUUCGAGGUGAUGAAUACAAAGGUGUUUGUCCCGAAGAGAUGCACGAAAUCUCGUGGAGAAUGAUGGAAAAGUGCGGAGGACUGCCUCUUGCAAUUGUAGCCCUUGGGGGUUUGCUGGCUAGAAAGGAUAAACAUGAUCUCGAAUGGCAGAAAAUUCUUGAAAGCCUAUCUCCUGAUACGAGAAUCAUCUCCGAACUUGAGAGUCUAGAGAAGAUAUUAUUACUGAGUUACAACGACUUGCCAAAUCAUCUCAAAUGUUGCAUCUUGUACACAAGCAUGUUUCCGGAGGAUUAUCAAAUCAGGAGAUCGAGACUCAUUCGUCUAUGGGUGUCCGAAGGAUUCGCGGAAGACAGACCAGGAGGAUAUACCCGUGAAAAGGUUGCUGAGAGCUACUUAAAUGAAUUGGUAAACAGAAAUAUGAUUCAAAUAGUUUUGAAAGACAAUUUCAACCGGGUAAAGACUUGUCAACUUCACGAUGUUUUGCGCGACGUUCUUCAAAGGAAAUCCAGAGACGAGUCAUUUUCCAUUGUGUUGAAAGAUGAAAAACUAAUACAAUCAAGUGAGAAGAUUCACCGUGUAGCAAUCUAUGAGAAUUUUCAAGGAGCCAAGAGAUCACUAUUCAAAUGCCUUCGAUCCUUACUUCUGUUUCCUAUCUCGGAAGAUGUUGUUGGUACUGUUAAUGGUAAUCGUAAAUUGUUAAAGACGUAUUUAUAUGGUUGUCGAUCGUUGAGGGUGGUGGAGCUGGAAAGGGUACCGCUUGUCUAUUUCCCUGAAGAGUUAACUGAAUUGAUUCACUUGAAACACUUGAGCUUGAGGAGGACUUAUAUAUCAAAUAUUCCCGAGUCUAUAAGAAAGUUGAGGUGUCUAGAGAUACUUGAUCUCCAAUUUUGUUAUAUAGAAUAUCUGCCACAGGGGAUCCUAGAUUUGAAGAAUCUUCGUCAACUGUGUUUCUCUAGAGCUGUUAAAGUUCCCUCCAAGAUAGGAAAUUUGACAAAGUUAGAGAAAUUGAUUUCGUUUGAAGUGGGUCGGAAGAAUGUAAAAGAAAUUGGAAAGUUGACAAAUUUAAGGAGUCUAGGUGUUCUGAAUCUAACUCAACAAUACUGGACGCAUCUAUCCCUCACGUUAGAGAAAUUGAAGCGUCUAACUGCUUUAUACCUUGAUUCACACGAUACAGCUCCCAAUACCUUGAAGCGUCUUUCUCUAACUUGCUCAUCUCCUCCACUACUUUUGCAGCGCCUUUGCCUAUAUGCCACUUUACAAAGUGUGCCUAGCUGGAUCAUUGAACUUAGAUACCUUGGAAAAUUAGUUCUCGGGAAUUCUAGGCUCGAGAAUGAUCCACUAAGAGCACUUCAGGGAUUGGAAAACUUGGUAGUGCUUCAUCUCCUAGAAGAAUCUUAUUCGGGAGAGGAAUUAAGUUGUGAUAUUGAAGGAAACUAUCCAAAGCUUAAGGAGCUCCACCUUAGUGAAAUGUGGUCUUUGAAGAGAAUAGUGUUGACAGAAGGAGCUAUGCCUAGGCUAAGAGAGCUACAACUCAAAAGAUGUCUAAGUCUAGAAACGGUACCCACAGGGACAGAACAUCUCAGAGACUUGCAAUAUCUGUCUUCGUUGGAGAUGCCUUCUAUAUUCUCACAAAAUAUAAGAGGACCAGAUGGUCAAGAUUUUUGGAAAGUUGAGCAUAUUCCAAUAAUUAAAAUAGUUUCAUCUCAUAUAUAUAUUCUUUAA